AUGGAAAUGUCUCACCGUCAGCUUAUGGAAAUUGAAUAUAGCAGCGUCGAUCGAUACCGUCGACUAUGCGUGAUCAAUCGUGGGGGUUUUGGCGUCGUCUACAAAGCAAUCGAUACUGAGACUGGAGAAACAGUAGCGAUGAAGCACGAAUUGGGAGGGUUGUCGAAGACAUCUAUUGGAGAAAUUCGUAUUCUUGAGUUUCUUCGUGGUCAUCCUUCUUUCGUCGAACUAAAGGGAAUCGCCAGAGAUGGGAAGGAUGGACUUUAUAUGGUAAUGGAGUUCGUAGAAAAUAAUCUUAAAACGCACACGGCAUCUAUGACAAGGCCAAUAUCUACUUGCGAAGUAAAAGAUUUGAUGCAGCAGUUGUUGGUAGGCGUGAAAUUUCUUCACGACAAUGGGAUGAUGCAUCGGGACCUCAAACCUUCAAAUAUUCUGGUGUCGAAAGAAGGCUUGCUGAAAAUAUGCGACUUUGGGCUUUCGCGAGUCUAUAAUUAUAAGAAUGGAAUGCACUCACUGGGUGUCGGGACUUUAUACUACACAGCACCGGAGAUGAUUCUCGGGCUAGAAAAUUAUACGUGCGCAAUAGACAUGUGGUCUGUGGGAUGCAUAAUGGCCGAACUUUUUUUGAAUCAAGUCAUAUUUAAAGGUGCAUCGGAAGCUAAGCAGCUGAACGAAAUCUUUAAUAUUCUUGGGACGGAAAAUUUCAGUAUACCGGGCAUAUAUAUCAAAUUUGACAAACCACGUAGAAGUUUUUUGAAGUUGAAGAUUGCUGCCGGGAGUCCGAUUGGGGGGCCGAUUCUGACGGAGCUUGGAUUGGAUCUUUUAUACAAGUUUUUUAGUUACAAUCCGACGGAGAGAAUAACAGCAGGAGAUGCGCUAAAUCACGAAUGGUUCCGAGAAAAUUGA
Messenger RNA from Andrographis paniculata, 906 nucleotides. Its product is annotated as cyclin-dependent kinase G-1-like. The record is from RefSeq and is a predicted model, not a curated record. Gene Ontology annotation, molecular function: ATP binding; cyclin-dependent protein serine/threonine kinase activity. The transcript has a single exon. Gene Ontology annotation, cellular component: nucleus. NCBI's taxonomy places the organism in Eukaryota, Viridiplantae, Streptophyta, Magnoliopsida, Lamiales, Acanthaceae. Gene Ontology annotation, biological process: protein phosphorylation; regulation of mitotic cell cycle. Bases 1 to 906 code for a protein of 301 amino acids.